This is a messenger RNA of Lacerta agilis (Sand lizard), 5549 nucleotides long. It is a transcript of the gene CACNA2D1, whose product is annotated as calcium voltage-gated channel auxiliary subunit alpha2delta 1. The transcript has 43 exons. Bases 66 to 3428 code for a protein of 1120 amino acids. Gene Ontology annotation, molecular function: voltage-gated calcium channel activity. NCBI's taxonomy places the organism in Eukaryota, Metazoa, Chordata, Lepidosauria, Squamata, Lacertidae. Gene Ontology annotation, cellular component: L-type voltage-gated calcium channel complex. The record is from RefSeq and is a predicted model, not a curated record.
CUCCUCCUCCUCCUCCUCUUAUCCGGCACUUGUGGGCAAGGGGGCAUCGAUCUUCGAUCAGGAAGAUGGCUGCUGGCUGGUGGCUCUUUUUCACCCUGACCCUUUUGCAGUCCUUGGUGAUAAACCUCUCCGCAGACGGGCCCUUCCCUUCUGCCACCACGAUAAAGCGGUGGGUGGAUAAGAUGCAAGAAGACCUAGUAAGGCUGGUGAAAACAGCGAGUGGGGUGGAUGAACUUGCUCAAAUAUACCUGCGAAACACAGACUUAUAUACCGUGGAGGCCAACAAUGCACGGCAGCUGGUAGAAAGUGCAGCCCGAGAAAUCGAAAAACUCCUGAGUAACAGAUCAACAGCAUUGGUGCGCCUUGCUGAAGCAGCAGAGAGAUUUCAGAAAGAACAUCAGUGGCAGGAUGAGUUUGCGACUAAUGAUAUUGUCUACUACAAUGCAAAGGAUGAUCUGAACGAAUCUGGAAGAAACGAGAGUGAAACUGGUAGUCAGAGAAUCAAACCGGUGUUUGAGGAAGAUCCCAUCUUUGGUCGGCAAACAUCCUACCAGAAUGCAGCAGUCCACAUACCUACGGAUAUAUAUGAAGGCUCUACAAUUGUGUUGAAUGAACUGAACUGGACCGGAGCUUUAGAUGAAGUCUUUAAAAGGAACAGAGAAGAAGACCCAACCUUGCUUUGGCAAGUUUUUGGCAGUGCAACUGGCCUUGCCAGGUAUUACCCAGCAUCUCCAUGGGUAGACAAAAGUCAAGCUCCAAACAAGAUAGAUCUGUACGAUGUCCGUAGAAGACCAUGGUAUAUCCAAGGAGCUGCAUCACCCAAAGACAUGCUCAUUCUAGUCGAUGCGAGUGGCAGUGUCAGUGGACUAACACUGAGGUUGAUCCGAACAUCCGUCAUUGAGAUGUUGGAAACCUUGUCCGAUGAUGAUUUUGUGAAUGUUGUUUCAUUCAAUGAAAAUGCUCAGAAUGUCAGUUGCUUCAACCACCUUGUACAAGCUAACGUGAGAAAUAAGAAGAAGCUGAAAGAAGCCGUCAAUAAAAUCUCAGCGAAAGGGAUCACCGAUUAUAAGAAAGGCUUUAGUUACGCCUUUGAACAGCUGCUGAAUCACAGCCACAGUGUCUUCAGAGCUAACUGCAACAAGAUUAUAAUGUUAUUUACCGAUGGCGGUGAAGAAAAAGCGCAGGAGAUUUUUGACAAAUACAACAAGGAGAAAAAAGUCCGUGUAUUUACAUUUUCUGUUGGUCAACAUAAUUAUGACAAGGGACCCAUACAAUGGAUGGCCUGCAAAAAUAAAGGUUACUAUUACGAAAUUCCUUCCAUUGGUGCCAUAAGAAUAAACACACAGGAGUACUUGGAUGUUUUGGGGAGACCAAUGGUUCUGGCUGGGAAGCAAGCCAAACAAGUCCAGUGGACUAAUGUUUACUUGGAUGCCCUGGAACUUGGCUUGGUCAUUUCUGGAACCCUGCCUGUCUUCAACUUGACAAAAGACCAAAAUGAGAAGCAGAACCAGUUGAUACUUGGAGUAAUGGGAGUUGAUGUGUCGCUAGAAGAAAUAAAAAAACUGACUCCACGAUUUACACUUUGUCCAAAUGGAUACUAUUUUGCAAUUGACCCCAAUGGUUAUGUGUUGCUUCAUCCAAAUCUUCAGCCAAAGGAACGGGAUAUGGACUGCAAUGCUGCUUUUGCCACGGCAAUGCCUUCAUGCAUGCUGCCUGGGUUUGAUCCUUCUAAUGCCAUUCCAUUGCAUAAUCCUAAAUCUCAGGAGCCAGUGACGCUGGAUUUUCUGGAUGCAGAGCUGGAAAACGAUAUUAAAGUUGAGAUUCGGAAAAAAAUGAUAGAUGGAGAAAGUGGAGAUAGGACAUUUAGAACGCUGGUCAAGUCUCAGGAUGAGCGCUACAUUGACAGAGGAAACAGAACGUACACAUGGACAGCUGUAAAUGGUACUGAUUACAGUUUGGCCUUGGUGUUACCAUCCUACAGCUUUUACUACAUAAAAGCCAACAUUAAGGAAGCACUAACUCAGGCAAAAUUCCCAAAGGUCCAAAAUGUUACGGAAACUCUGAAGCUAGAUCGCUUUGAUGAAUUCGGCUACACCUUUUUAGCACCAAGAGACUACUGUGGGCCUGUGAAAAUAACUGACAACAACACUGCAUUUCUUCUGAAUUUCAGCGAAUUCAUAGAUCGAUACACUCCCCAAAAUCCUUCAUGUAAUGAUAUGGUUAUGAGAGCUUUGCUGGAUGCAGGAUUUACAAGUGAACUUGUUCAGAAUUACUGGAGUAAGCAGGACCCUGAAGGAAUCACAGCACGAUUUGUAGCUACGGAUGGAGGGAUCACUAGAGUGUAUCCCAAAAGUGCAGGAGAAUAUUGGACAGAAAAUCCUGAAACCUAUGAAGAGAGCUUCUACAAAAGGAGCUUAGAUAAUGAAAACUACAUCUUCACAGCUCCCUUCUAUAACAGAAGUGUAUCUGAAGAUGGCAUUAUGGUCAGCAAGGCUGUGAAAAUAACCGUCAAUGGAAAACUUCUGAAACCUGCAGUUGUUGGAGUAAAAAUCAAUGUGACCAACUGGAUGGAGAAUUUCACGAAAAUCACAACAAAGAUUCAGUGCAAAAGUGAACUGUGUGGGUGUGAAAAGAACAGUCGGCAUGUUGACUGUGUUAUCCUUGAUGAUGGAGGAUUUCUUUUGAUGACAAAUCAGGAAUGGGAUAUGCAAGAGAUUGGAAAAUUCUUUGGUGAGAUUGACCCUGGCCUCAUGCGAAAUCUCAUCAACAUGUCCUUAUAUGCCUUUAACAAGUCUUAUGACUAUCAGUCUGUGUGUGACCCAGAAGAAGAAGCAAAGCAAGGAGCCGGACUCCGCUCUGUCUAUGUGCCUACGAUAGCAGAUAUGUUACAUCUAGGGUGGUGGGCCUCUGCAGCCGCUUGGUCUAUCUUGCAGCAGCUCUUUUUGGGCCUCACAUUCCCACGUUUUCUUAGCGCCGUGGAAAUGGAGGAGGAAGACUUCAGUGCCAUCCCAUCAAAACAGAGCUGCAUUACAGUACAAACUCAGUAUUUCUUCAGCAAUGAUGAAAAAUCAUUUUAUGGCAUUUUAGAUUGCAUAAACUGUUCUAGACUUUUUCAUGCAGAGAAGAUUUCCAAUACAAAUUUAGUAUUCAUAAUGAGUGACACCAAACAUAUGUGCCGUCACUGUGAUACAAGGCCACUGAUGCAAGCAGAGAAGCCUGAUGAGGGGCCAAACCCCUGUGAAAUGGUUCAGCAACCCAGAUACAGAAAAGGUCCCGAUGUCUGCUUUGAUGAUGAUAUUGACGAUCAGCCUAUAUGCACAACGAGUCGUGCCUCUGCCAUGAUGUCCGCUCCUAUCUCCAUUUUUCUGCAAGUUUUCAUGUGGUGUGGAUGGAGGAUGCAUCAGACUGUGGUGGGGUCUCUGGAUUGAGCCCAUCACUAUGGUCUAUGGUAGGAAUUCAGCUUAUCCUGCUUUGGCUGUUAUCUGGCAGCAGACACUGCCAGUUAUGACCCUGUUAAAACCAAAACCUGCGUAAUAAAUCAAGAUCCUGCCAAAAUGUUAUCCCACCAUUUCACUUGGAAAAGGAGGGUCCGUCUGCUCAGACCGCAGAUCAAUGGCAAUGCCCAUUACUUGAUAUAUUCUUUGGGAAAGACUCUGAAGGCACCCAUCGUGACUGCAUGUUGGCGUGUCAGAUCUGUAAACGUGUGUGAAUGCUGCAUCAUCUAGGCCAUUGGAACUGAAUUCUCUAUGUGCUUUAUUGAAGAAUUGCGGUUUCUGUGCUUUUGAAGACUUUUCUGUAAAAAGGGCUCCCCUUUAAAAGGUUAUGACAUGAUUUCGGUUAAUUUGACCUGAGUUUUCAAUUGGUUGCACUCUUUUUUUCUUUAACAUGAAUGCUUUGUAAGGGGGAGAAGGAAACCCAACCAUUUCCUUAGCACUCUUAUUUAGCGUACUGAUGUUUUAAUGUCUGCUUUCAAUAUCACUUGUGUCCAGAAUGCAAAAUAGACUUUGAUCCAGAGUUGUUUCAGACUGGCUAGACCUCUACAGAGAUUCAACAUGACUUAAAAUGCCUUAUGACGAAUGAUUCCCCCCAGCCAUAAUUAGUCUAAAAGGGUGGCUAGGUUGAGUAGGUUCAUGAAAUGAAUACAGUUAUUUAAAAGGCAAAAAUGAAACAACAUAAUGUCUAAGAGAAGGGUUAUUGAGAAUGUCAUCCUUCGACAGAAAAUGUGGUUUUCAUCCCAAAUUUGGUGUCUGUUUCCUCAUUGCACAGUCGUUGAUGUCCACACCACAGUUCCUGUUCUCAGAACAAUGACUUACUGCUAGCCAAGUCCUCCAAAAUGUUCAGGCACAAAGUUUGUGAAUAAAAAUGUCUUUGUGAAUAUCGAACGUUGGUUUCCAAGGGUAUUUUGCAUGAUGUUGAAGCUGCUACUUUUGCUGUUUCUUUCAGUUUGGUUUUUUUCCCUUUAUUCUUUUGAUGGUAGAGUAUAGGUUUUGGGAUUUUUUUUUUUUUUUUUAAAGGUAACUGAGUGAUUCUUUUGUUGUGUGAGAAACCAAAUAUUGCAAUGUGAUGCAAUUUGAUCUUAAGUUAUAUAUUGUUAAACAGAUAUCUGAAUAUACUGUGCAAUGUAAAAGUGGAAAGGGGGUAUGGUACAUUUAUCUGUCUGCACAAAUAAGGAAAAGAUGGGUUUUAUGCAGGUGAAAACACCUAAAAUUCUAUCUACAGGUGUUUUAAAUGAAUGAAAUCCAAUUACAGACAUUUAGUUUUGAAGAGCAUGCAUGCUCAGAUUUGUAUCUGGUAGAUUCUUGUUUGUUUCCAUUGCAGUUAGUAUCUACCAGUACCUAUUAGUACCUAUAAAGCAUUCACCUUUUUAUUAUUUUAUAGUUAAAAUGUGCUGAAUUCAACUAAAACUGUGCUGAAUUUUACUAAAACAGUAGCAAAACCUGAACAAAUGGGGAGCCUUGAAUCUAUAUGUAUGUUCAAUGAUACUUGAUUGUCAAUAAUAAAAAAUAAUGUUUUUAUACAAACCUGGUGAUGAAUCGGAUAGGUGAAGGAAAAUAACAGUAAAGAAUAUUGUAGAUGCAGGAUAAAAUAUGUUCUCACCCUCAUAUAUUUCAGAACUAACCAGUAUUGCAAGACAGCUAAACCAAUGAAUGUUUAACUUUACUGAUAUUGUAGAAAUCUGCUAACAGCUGCAGUGUGCUAUUUACUUUGUAUAAGAAACCCCACUUUUUAACAAAAAAAUGUAAUAUAAUAGUGCUGUUAAAUGACUCUCAUCUAAUGUUGAGUCCAAACGUCUAUGAAAAUUAUUGGGAAUGCAUUUAUAUGCAAUGACAGGUUUUUUCUUCAAAAAAAAAACACCUGUUCAUAUUUAUAUAUGGAUUUAAAGUUUCUGGUUUUAGCCUUGUCCAACAUUGAAUUAUUUUCUUCUUAAGCACCCUUGCUUCUAGCUUUACUGUGAAAAUCAGAGAUUAUAGAGGAGCAACAUCACGAGCACAGUUCUUCAACAGCUUGUUUGUAAAGUCAUGUGGUUGUAAAUAAAAGAACAGUUUCAA